Molecule: messenger RNA, 1889 nt
Organism: Scylla paramamosain (green mud crab)
Lineage: Eukaryota; Metazoa; Arthropoda; Malacostraca; Decapoda; Portunidae
Gene: Hacd1
Product: very-long-chain (3R)-3-hydroxyacyl-CoA dehydratase hpo-8-like
Exons: 7
Coding region: 194-880 (228 amino acids)
Biological process (GO): sphingolipid biosynthetic process; very long-chain fatty acid biosynthetic process; fatty acid elongation
Cellular component (GO): endoplasmic reticulum membrane
Molecular function (GO): 3-hydroxyacyl-CoA dehydratase activity
Source: RefSeq, a predicted model, not a curated record
UGUUAUAAAAAGAAACUCCUGAAAACCAUGACGCAAAGGUGGCAAAUGUCGCAAAACCAAAACAAUCAGUUACGACCUAGCGAUAAGAGGGGGUGGGUGUACGCUCCUUUGGUCCGUGAACUGUGUAUUUAACAAUACCCAACGAAGCAGCAUUUUAAAAAGCAAUAGCAGCUGAUACAGGUGUGACAGCAGAAUGCCACCCAAAACACAAGAUGUUGCCAACUUGUCCAACGGCAACAUCUACCUUGUGUUCUACAAUGUCUUCCUGAGCUUGGGGUGGCUCAUAGUCCUGAUCCAGACUCUCCACCACCUGGUGUAUGAAGCGGGAAGCCUUGACGGACUGUGGGAGAGCACCAGCAGUGUCCUCAAGAUAUUCCAGAGCCUUGCCAUCCUGGAGGUAAUACAUGCUGCAGUGGGACUUGUGCCAUCCAGUGUAGCCAUGGUGAUUCCUCAAGUCACCUCACGCCUGGUCAUCCUGUGGCCGGUCCUCUGCGCUGUGAACAACACUCACUCUAGCAUUGGUCUGCCAAUGUUGCUUGUUGCCUGGAGUGUAACAGAAGUUAUCAGAUAUGCUUAUUAUUUCCUCAGUAUUCUCAACCAUGUACCUUCCAUUCUCACCUUCCUAAGGUACACUUUGUUUAUUGUCCUGUACCCAUUGGGUGUUAUUGGGGAGCUACUGUGUCUCUAUGCUGCCCUACCCACUGUGGCCAAAACCCGGAUGUACUCCAUCUCAAUGCCUAAUGCCCUCAAUGCCACCUUUGACCUGCACUCAACCCUCAUCGUCUUUGCUCUCCUUUACUUACCAGUGUUCCCAAUGCUGUACAUGCACAUGUUUGCCCAAAGGAAAAAGGUUUUGGGCAAGAGCAAGAAGGCAGACUAAACAGGACAUGUCUUGGAGAUGAAGAUAACUGAUGCCUCCAGUUCACAAUUUUAUAUUAACGUAGCAGAAUGAUUUGCCUCUGCAUCACUGGCUUAGAGGGCUAUAUAGAAGAUUCUCAAGGAUGUGUGGAUUAACGUAGCCAAUGCAGAUUUGCCUCUGCAUCACUGGCUUAGAGGGCUAUAUAGAUUCUCAAGGAUGUGGACAUUAACAAAUGUACAUACUGUAUGACUGAUGGAGUUUUUGUACUGAUGUUCAUAUAUUUGAAAUACAUUAAAUGCAGUAAAGUUUAAUAAUGUCCAAGAUGUAAAAAUUCAUAUUGUAACAUGCCUUUAUGUCCUGAUGGCUUUUAUAUUGAUGUGGGAAUAGUGAAUUACAUAGAGUGUGGUGGUCCAGUUGUUACAGGCAAGUGGUCAUAAAGGAAGAUUAAGUUUGAAAAGCAAGUUCUCUUUGCCAUCAACACAAAGAAGUCCUAAAGUAAACUUUAACCUAAGGUUAAUUAUUUUGCAAUUUACUGCUUGCAUUAAUUAAUCUUAUUGCUCUGUAAUAUGAUACACGAAUUAAAUUAGAAGUUAUGACAAGUUCUAUUUUCUAUUAAAGCUUUUGACAAGUUCUACCUUGUAUUAUGUUCAAUUGUGCAAUGUGUACUUUAGUGUUUGGCAAGUCUUAUCCCUCAAGGUCAUCAGAAAGGGUCACUAAUUAAUGGCAAGCUUGUCUGUCUGCCAUCUCAUAUGAGAAGCAGGUGGUAAAUGGUUAACAUUUUUCAUUAAAAGAUAUUCAAUGAAUCACUGUGCUGCAUCAGGUUAUAACAGCCUGGUCCAAAUACAAAUGCUUAUCUUAUCCAAAUGAUCAGUUUAAAUACACUAGUUAAAAUGCUCUCUACUCAAAAUGCUCUCUACUCAGUGAUACUAAAUAUGACCACAGUUUAUUACUACUACCCUUUACCAAUUUUGAAAAGUGCAAAUACUUUAAAUGCCACUAUGUAAAAUGCUUAAUAAACAUUAAAAUAUUA